AUGCCAGACUUUGCUGUGCUGCUGGCCCAAGGCCCUCCUUUGACACACAACGAGGCUUUGUCUGGUGUUUUCGGCUCUAUCUCAUUGGCCUCGUGGAUCUUCCUCCUGGUCCCUCAACUCGUCGAGAACUACAAGCAGGGCUCUGCAGAGGGUAUAUCCCUAGCCUUUCUCACCGUUUGGUUCAUUGGCGACAUCACCAACCUUAUCGGCGCCAUCUGGGCUGGUCUCGUGCCCACAGUCAUAGCCCUCGCCGUUUACUUCUGCUUCGCAGAUCUCAUCCUCAUAACGCAAUGCGUCUACUACAACGUCCUCAAUGCGCGCCGGGCGGCUAGGAAGUCGGCGCGAAGUGCUGCGGCAUCACAGGACAGCCCCGAGCAACCACUUCUCGGACGUCGUGAUAGCAGCAACCUCGGACUCCCGGGAAGCCACCGCAGGCGAAGCUCGGCACAAUCCGCACAUAGCAGGAGGAGGCGAGCCAGCUCUCUCCCAAGCAUUGGGGAGGAGAAUGUCGGCAGCAGAGAAUGGGUCAAGAACGCAUUGAGCAUUGCGGGCGUCUGCAUUGUUGGAGCCGCAGGAUGGGCCAUCGCAUGGAGGACCGGCGUCUGGAUCCCUCAGCCCACCGAUAACGAUGUAUCUGGCACUGAUCCUGCGCUCGGCGCUCAGAUCUUGGGCUACGUGAGCGCGGUGUGCUAUCUCGGCGCUCGCAUUCCCCAGAUCAUCAAGAACCAGAGGGAUAGGUCUUGUGAGGGCUUAUCGCUGCUGUUCUUCAUGCUUUCUUUGUUGGGUAAUGCCACUUACGGAGCAGGGAUCCUCUUCCACUCCCUCGAGAAGGAAUACAUCAUCACCAACCUCCCUUGGCUCAUCGGCUCUCUUGGCACCAUGGUCGAGGACGUCACAAUCUUCGUCCAGUUCCGCAUCUUUGGAAACGGCGAGCAGACCGCUGCUAUCGCCUAA
This is a messenger RNA of Aaosphaeria arxii CBS 175.79, 954 nucleotides long. RefSeq names its product vacuolar membrane PQ loop repeat protein. Bases 1 to 954 code for a protein of 317 amino acids. Gene Ontology annotation, biological process: basic amino acid transmembrane export from vacuole. Lineage: Eukaryota; Fungi; Ascomycota; Dothideomycetes; Pleosporales. The transcript is spliced from 3 exons. Gene Ontology annotation, cellular component: fungal-type vacuole membrane. The record is from RefSeq and is a predicted model, not a curated record.